AUGAUUACGGAGUUGAUCAACAUUUUUAUACAGUCUUAUGUCCUGCACAACAGCUACGAGCAUCUGUCCGCCAAUGUGGUGUUCGUCUUGACAUACGGUGUGCUGCUCCUUCAUGACAGCACCAGGUACCUCCCAUUCCCCAAGGGCACGCUGCAUGUACUCACAUCAGUGCCAUACAUUAGUGCAUCAGUCAUGUUUUUCUUCCACUCCACGGGGCACAACGGCCCCAUCGAGGCCCGCUACCACAUCUUCCUCGUCCUUCUCAUCUCAGCCACUGCCCUCACGCUGCUCCUCACCGCCGCCUUUCCCAGAAGCUUCCUCCUGGAUACGAUUUCGAAUUUGGGAAUUAUACUUCAGGGCGCAUGGUUGUUGGUGACGGGUGCUUCACUGUAUGGCUACAUGCAGCCCUCGCACUGCCACACCGAUCCCACAGACCAGGAUUACAAGCUGAUUUGCGAGGAGCACAUGUGGGAGCACGUGGGGCUCGCGUUUGCUUAUGUGCACUUGGCAAUGCUCGUCUGCCUUGUAUUGGUGCUCGCUGUGGGGUUCUAUGCGCUUGCUGCAUGGAAUGCUCCCAGCAGCUCCAUUGACUUCAUCCUUGGCACAGAUGCUCCUGCGGAUAGCAGAAACCGGAGCGGUGCUUUUGUCACUUCCGCUGCUGCGAGUGCUGUGGUUCAUCCAUGGAAUCCUGAAGGGGCUGAAGUUGGCAAGAGAGGUCAAGCCAUGCCCGUGGCUGCUGCUAUCGUGAACGUGGAAGGCGAAGUUGCAAGCUUGCUUGGAGACAAGGAACGCCGCGUGAAGACUGCCAUAUAA
Molecule: messenger RNA, 813 nt
Organism: Closterium sp. Yama58-4
Lineage: Eukaryota; Viridiplantae; Streptophyta; Zygnematophyceae; Desmidiales; Closteriaceae
Source: the annotation of a GenBank genome assembly